This is a messenger RNA of Cyprinodon variegatus (sheepshead minnow), 388 nucleotides long. It is a transcript of the gene nhp2, whose product is annotated as NHP2 ribonucleoprotein. Gene Ontology annotation, molecular function: RNA binding. The record is from RefSeq and is a predicted model, not a curated record. The coding region runs from base 116 to 361 and encodes 81 amino acids. Gene Ontology annotation, cellular component: nucleolus. Lineage: Eukaryota; Metazoa; Chordata; Actinopteri; Cyprinodontiformes; Cyprinodontidae. The transcript has 2 exons.
CAACACAAAGAAGAAGAAGGGAAACACGUGCGGCAGCCUGGUGGACUGAUUGAGGUGAAUGUUGUGACUGAGUGAGAUUAGAAACGAGCGGUAAAUAAUCAACUAUCGAUCAGAAAUGACCAAAAUAAAGAAGGAGAAAGUCUCUGCGGAUGGAGAGGAACCAGCAGCGGCGGAGGCCGGAGGGACGGAGCGGAGCUACACCGAGCUGAUCGCUCAUCUCAACCCCAUCGCUCAGCCGCUGGCCUCCAAGAAGCUCAGCAAGAAGCUCUACAAGUGCGUGAAAAAAGCUGCUAAAGUGAAGAACAUCCGGAGAGGAGUGAAAGAAGUUCAGAAAUUCAUCAACAAAGGAGAGAAAGGGUGAGUUACUGAGAUAAUCUGGAGCAUAUCG